GUAGUGGAUAUCUCACCAGCAAUAUCAACCCCACAGCGCUCAAUCUACACACCACUGCUCUGGAUAUCACACCAUCUAACCCAGUCCAGUCUCUUUGAGACGGACAUUUUACUUACAGGAUGUCCGACAACCCUGGUCUCAGGGCCACGCCCCAUAUCCGUCUGAAUUCGGGACGUCAGGAUCCCUUUGCUGACUCCGAAGCCACAUCCCCCCCUCUCGUACCAUUCCCUCAACAGCCGCAGCAGAUCGGCCGGGCGUUGACUCCAGGAAUGGUGCGCUCGCCAUCCGACGGAACAGUACAGACAGCAUGGGGCUCGCCCACCCCACAAGAGUCCACGGAAUUUUUAAUACCGCCGCGGGCUUACCGACACCGGGACGAGAUGCUCGAUCAGUCUCGGUCUCCGGAGCUGUUAUCGAUUCGCUCAUCACGCCGGACGAGCUGGAGCUCCUCUGCGGCGAGUUUUGACGCUAGGGGCUACUCGUACGCCCAUUUCGAUGAAUCCCGGGCCUCGUCUCGUGCCGAAAGUUGUGAUGAUAAUGAUGUGAAUACGCAAACGGUCACGGAGAAAUAUAAUAUUAUGCCAACGGAGGGGCUGUUGCUGUUCCCGGAGGACGUGGAGAAGGAUGAUUACUUGCAUAAUCCAGAUCCGAAUGAUAAGGAUAUAGAGUGUGAUGUCUGGAAUCGUCGGGGGAUUGCGAACUUGGGCGGGUUGAUUUUAAUGACGGUGGGAUUUGUGGCCUUGUUUGUGGUCUAUCCGGUCUUAUCUGCUGUGGAGAAGGUGCAAAAGCCAGUCAAAGAGACCUGCGAAUUGGGCGAUACCUUAUGUUUGGAUGUUGGGGAGCGUCCGAUACUCUCCAAUCUGCGCAGAGGAUUGAUCGAUCCGGACACACCAGAAUCGGCAAUGAAGAAGAAGUCGGUGGAUGGCAAGGAAUGGCAGUUAGUGUUUUCCGACGAAUUUGAAACGCCCGGUCGGUCAUUCUAUGAUGGAGAUGACGCUUACUACCAAGCCAUCGAUCUAUGGUACGGUGUGACACAGGACCUCGAGUGGUAUGACCCUGAUGCGGUGACGACAAAAGAUGGGACCAUGGAGAUCCGGUUCGAUGCGUUCGAGAACCACGAAGUCGGGUACCGCUCCGGAAUGGUGCAAAGCUGGAAUAAGCUGUGUUUCUCGGGUGGUCGGUUGGAAGCGAGCAUAUCACUGCCUGGAGCCGGUGAUGUGUCGGGAUUCUGGCCGGGCUUUUGGGCGAUGGGCAACUUGGGUCGACCGGGCUAUGCUGCAACCACAGAGGGAAUGUGGCCAUACAGUUACCACGAUGGGUGCGAUGCGGGAAUAACUCCCAACCAAAGCUCUCCAGAUGGCAUCAACUUCCUCCCCGGUAUGCGGUUGCCUGCUUGCACUUGUGAUGGCGCAGACCACCCCUCCCCUGGGAGAUCCCGGGGCGCACCGGAAAUCGAUGUGAUCGAAGCCAGUGUAGGCGCUCUGAACGGUGACCAGAACGCCUAUAUUGGAACCGUGUCCCAGAGUCUGCAAAUGGCACCUUUUGAUAUAUGGUAUAUGCCAGAUUACGAUUUUACUGCGGUGUACGACCCUCACAUCACGUCCAUCAACACCUAUCGCGGAGGACCAUACCAGCAGGCCAUGUCCGGGAUGACCAACUUGAAUAACCACUGGUACAAUGGCACGGAGUAUCAAGCUUAUGCUUUUGAAUAUACCCCAGGCGCGGUGGGCAACGUGACGUGGUUCGUUGGCCAGGACAAGACAUGGACACUGGACGGACGAGCGAUCGGGCCCAACGGCAACGUGGGACAGCGGAUGAUUCCUCUGGAACCGAUGUCGAUCGUGAUGAACCUGGGUAUGGCAUGGAAUUUUGCUCCGAUCAACGAUACUCUGAGGGAAUACAUGCCCGGGAUCAUGCGCUUCGACUAUAUUCGGAUAUACCAGGACCCGGACAAUAUCAGCGUCACCUGCGACCCGCCGGGAUUCGAGACGACCGAGUACAUUUCCAAGCACCCGGAAGCAUACCAAAACAACAACAAAACAUCCUGGUCCGCUGCUGGAUAUGACUGGCCCAAGAACUCGUUAAUGCACGGGUGCUGAUUCGUAACACUCCAGUCUCACUGUUGGAGCUGUUCGAUAUACUUGCACCAGCCGCACCAUGGCGAUAGUUGUACGAGUUCCGCGCCAUGCCCGUGCCGCGAUGUCGGCUACCGGCGCAUGUGAGUCCUUUUAGCGGCAUUUUGCUUUGGCGUUAAGGGCGUCGUUUCCGCACUUUGAUGAUGAUUGAUUAUAGUGGAGCCGGUGGCUGGGGGUUCUGUUAUUUGCAUUUUGAUUCUGAUAUCUUCACCUGUACCUUUUCCAACUCUACUUCCCCCUUCCCAUCUACCGAUCUGACCACAUUUAUGCCGCAUUUAUGUCUGAUUUAUUCCUUGGUGUUCUCAUUCGCGUGACCAACCCGUCUCAG
Messenger RNA from Aspergillus heteromorphus CBS 117.55, 2463 nucleotides. RefSeq names its product SKN1/KRE6 family beta-glucan synthesis-associated protein. Gene Ontology annotation, cellular component: endoplasmic reticulum membrane; plasma membrane. The record is from RefSeq and is a predicted model, not a curated record. Gene Ontology annotation, molecular function: glucosidase activity. Gene Ontology annotation, biological process: fungal-type cell wall organization; (1->6)-beta-D-glucan biosynthetic process. NCBI's taxonomy places the organism in Eukaryota, Fungi, Ascomycota, Eurotiomycetes, Eurotiales, Aspergillaceae. The coding region runs from base 120 to 2099 and encodes 659 amino acids. The transcript is spliced from 6 exons.